Molecule: messenger RNA, 4875 nt
Organism: Spirometra erinaceieuropaei
Lineage: Eukaryota; Metazoa; Platyhelminthes; Cestoda; Diphyllobothriidea; Diphyllobothriidae
Source: the annotation of a GenBank genome assembly
AUGACCUCAGUUCUUCGUCGAAUGCAAUUUCGCCUGCCUGAUAGUGACUUCCUCGAUUCUCGACCGGUAAAUUUCGGACUUUUGUCAGUAGUGCCUGCUCUGUCAGUGUUGCUUAUCCUAGGUGUUUAAAAUGGUUGUUUCAAUCGCUGAGUGCAUAAAAUGGUUCCAGAUGGCGAAUCUACUCCAUUGAUUGAUAGUAUACAUGUCAUAACAAAUUCCUCCAUCACACCACUGACCAUAUUUGCUUCGGAUAACACCUUGGUAACGUUAUUAUGCGUUAUGGAAUCAAAGGUAUGCACCGCAAUUUGGCCAUCAAUCUGGUGCCCGGGGUUUUGGGUGCUCUGACUACGGGCCAAGCAGUCAUGCGACCAACCAGAAACGGCGCAUAACGUGAAGCACAAAAACAAAGACUGCCACGACUGAAUGUCCAUGUCUGUCGCUUAUUUACAGCCUGAAAGCGGGAAAGUGAAUGCCUGUUCAGUCAGGUGGACCCAAAGAAACAUGACCUAAGACCAGCUGGCCGGGGAUCUGGAGUGCCUAAUUCACAGCACCUGGUGACUGACAGGUAGCAGUAUUUGGAGUGAUAGGUGACAAAGGAUUUGAAUGAUUUGUCCUCCGUGCUUCUUCAAAACUUCCUGAGGAGGUACGAGUCCUGCGCGUUGUUUCUGCAACAUCCCUUUAGGCACACUUCAAAAGCGCUCGAAACGCCCUGCGACCCAGUCGGCUCACAGGAUGGUCGUUUCCACUACACAUCUAGUUCAGUCGCUGAGCACGACGUCUGGUCUCCGCGCAUUUGUUGAAAUCACAUAAGAUUCCUGGAUUGAGUUUUCGUCACCUGCCCAUUUGCGCGAGAGUGUGCAGUUUGUAGAAGAAGCUUUACGUACACCUUUCUAGGCUGAAGUAACGCCGUCCCGUACCAUCGUUUUGGGCAGCUAGUCAUCCUGGCCAUAUACUGAAAACCUAGUACAUCAGACAUCUGAUCUACCUUAUAACGACUUCAAGCAACUGGGUUGUUCUUUUCCCCGGAAGUAAUCGUUUGUUGGUUUGCUCGGAACUUAAGCAAGGUCGAGAAAGACAGUCCCUGUUAAUCCUACAGGGAAUUUCAGUUGUAAAGGUAAGCCGUAUUGCAUACUGCCUGGUAGAUUGCGUUGGAUGAGUAUAACGCGUAGACAAUUGCAGAUGCAUUUUUACUCCGGUGGAAAAGAUUUGCCGCGGGCCGCGCUUGCUCAUUGCCACGCAUUGCUCAUUGCUCGCUCAGUAGUGAGGGUUUUAUGGGGCAAUGGCUUCAGGCACAUUUUUGAAGUGUACUGCCUAGAUCCACCUUUGUCGGUUUGUUUCCUGAACUUUGGUCCAUUUACAGAAAAGUAACUCCGUGAUUCUGACCUCUUUGUUGUCAUUUACCUUGUAUAUUUUUAUUCCUUUUAGACGACACGUAGUGAUUUGCUGGCAAAGAAGGUCGCAGGAAUCUUCCCAAAACGAUCUAUCUGGCGCUCCCUGGGGCUGGAUUAUAGCAACAACCCAUCUGAAAAUGGUAUCGUUAUUGUGAUCAGGAUUAUUUUUGUUCAUUUAGCUUUUCAUAGGUAUUUUGUUAGCCAAAUCGCUUUCUCCGAAUCUGGAUACCUUUUUGUUUUGUGCGGGUCUCCUGUCAAAUUGUGUUUCUUUUAAAAACCGAGGUAGCUUUUGACAAAUCAUUGUUUUGUUUUGUAGGUGGUUCGCUAUCCUGUCUAGCAAGGGCUGCCCGUGAAUUACCACAACUGGUAAAGCGCGCAUGCAGCCCCUCGAGCUACCUCGCUGCAUCCUCGCAGUUGCCCAGUCCGACGACCGAACCGCUUAAAAGGCAUGCUUCUUGUAACAACCGGAUCCGUCUUUCGGCUCCAAGUCGUCUCAGUCCGCCACCCACUCCCUUGCCGCAUACUGAUGUGUCCCCGGGCCUAUCUGCGGAUAGAUCCGCUAUCAGGCAUGCCGUCACAAGGCGGGGAUAUGAUUCGCUGGCUGACAUUACCCCGGUGCUUGAGCGAUACGGCCAGUUGUCGAGUACGGCAUCGCCCAGCAAGAUCACUCUUUUGCCUCAGCCACUGUCGGGACGGCAGCCGUCUUCGCUACUGGUCGCACAACCUGCAUCGGCGACUGAGAAUAGGUCCCCGUCGCCACUGUUUCGUCGAUCACUGUCACCAAACAGCCGGUCGCAUGGACAAUCCACAGAGAUGGCAACAAUAAAACGCCCUCGAUGCGAGUCUUUGUCAUCCACAUGUCAGCGGGACGCUUCCACCUCCCCACCGCCGCCGCCGUCCGAGCCGGUUUUCUCCAAACCGUUCCUCACUACGUCUUCCUACUAUUAUCAGCCGGAUUUCGACUCUUGUAACUCCCUCAGCUGGAGUUCCAGUGCUCUCCAGUCACGCCCGUGUGAUGAUACCCAAAGUUCUCAGUCCAUUGAAAGUAGGUACUUCCUAGUAUAUUGUCAAUACCAUUCCAUACACUGGCAAGUCGUUAUAUCUUUUACAUUACGGGAUGCAGUCGGCGCCAGACCCGAGAUUGCUUGGACACAUGCUAUCGCUUGUUUGUACACGUAGCAGCCUGAAACGGCUUUAGUCGAAUAUUAGAAAGGAGGUGAUGUCGCCUACUCCGAUCGAUGUAGACAGAAGCCCUACAACUAUGUCAUUUGUUGCAGGUACGUAUGAGGUCGGGCUUCUUUUGCAAAUCCAGUGGUUCACUUUGUUGCCUUUGACCUGAUGUCAGAUGUGUUCUGGAGAGCUGAGGAUUUCGCUUGGCGUUUGCGCUUGACUGGUGCUCGACGGUCGGCUAUUGUAUUCGACCUUAACGGGUGCCAGAGAUUGCGUGAGACACGUGUUAGGCUGAGGUUUUGAGUCAUGUCAUCCGCAGCGUUCGACCAUAUUUAUACUCUGAUUGACUCGAAGUUCCACCCGCACGGUGCGGGCAGGGGUGGGCAGAUCCGUCGCCCACUUCCCUCACAAUAAGGCUGACGCGUCCAAACUUGCCACGAUGUGCAAAAGGUCGUGACCCUGUAGAACGCCAACCUACAUUAUGACUCGGUCGUCCUACGAACUGAGGCUCUAACUGAAAAUUCUUAAAUGAGAGACCUAAUGCGCCUUUGAAUUUUGGCUGCUGCAAGGACCGACGUGUAUACUGUCAGCGUUAACGUUCAGUCGGCCUCUACGUCUAUCCUUAUUUGUCUUUCCGUUAAAACGGGGUUGUCGUGAGAAUAGAGGACUCGGUAAAUGCCGUUUAAGUAUCUCACACAUGCAGGGUGUCAUUGCGCUCUCUGGUCCUUGUUUGUGACGUAUAGACGGUUGGGCCGCUCGUCUGUGAGAUACUGCGCGGCCAAACUGGUCAACCUAGUUUCUUUCCAUACUGUUGCCUUUUCAACUAUGACGGCCUUGUCUUCGCACUUAUUUCCCUCGAUCUCAUAGUUCCCUCCUGGCAUGUGAACGAUCUUCUCGCCAACUACGCUACUGAACUGGGCCCUUCGAAGUUUCUGCGACCGCGUCCUUCCUUUAAUCCCCCCACAACACUUGUGAAGAGGAAAAAGUCACUGUCUAGUUGUCAGCCGUCAACUCGACGCUCCACAGUGUUACCCAGUCGUCAACUCCGCCACAAGGUAGCUAAUCACCCGCGCCAUCAACAUCAAGAUCGUAGUCGAACCACGCAGCGCCAUGUUGACAGUGGCGGUAGUACUACCGAUAACGCGGAAAACGAAGAGGACACAAGCGAUGCGGCAUACCAACUCCGUCAUAGCAAACUCGAAGUAGAGGAGAUUAAACGCGAGCGGGUGUCCCACCAACGUAUGGUCGAGGAGGAGCUGCGUUCACGACUCGAAAAACGUGAUUUGGAGAGCUGGGUGAGACUAAUCACCUAUUUCGUCCACAUUGACCCUCGUCCCUUUAUUGCUUCUAACACGUCCUUUUUGUUUUUAAUUUCCCCUUGAAGGGUAGACGACAGGUGACCCGAACAGACCCGCUGGCCGACCUGAACCCGGAAAAUCACAUGCCAACUCAGCUUGAUCAUCCGCUUUCCCGAGGUUAGUCCGCGUUUUUAUCACUCCUGUAUGAUUUAUAGUGUGCUGUUUGACCGUCAUUUAAGCCGUUUCCCUUUUUUUUUAAUCAUGUGCAGUUUACAAGCACAUCUAUCGCGAAUUUGGUGGAAUGCGCACUUCGAGUUAGGUCUGGGCAGCUGUAAUUAGGUCGUGCCUUCUUAUUUUGUGCUGUCCCUGCACUUUUUUACAGGACGACCUGUUUUGCCCUUAAUUUGGUAGUUCGCAGUCGUAACCCCUAUCACUCCGCCGUUGUUCCUUGGACGCACUAGCUUUGUUGUAUACUGGGGGACUUCUUUUGCCCCAUCCAUUUAAUCUAUCUCACUGAAAAAUCCAGGCUCAUUUAAGCAUACGACACUACUUACAAUUGGACUCGGGUAUUAUUACGCCAGCGCAGGCUUGAGCGGCUUUGUUACCCGACAUUUUGACGCUCAUGGCCUCAGAUAUUUACAUAAUUGUAUAUGUCCAUAUUUUCGCUGUUUCCCCUUUAUUUUUGCCCUACCUGCUUUAUGCUUUUUUAAUGUUUUCUUUCGCAGGCCACAUUAUCCAUGUCGUGGACUCGAUCCCCGUCGUAGCAUUUGGCUGUUGCGUUCCAAAACCUACGUUCGCGUAAGCAAUUUCCUUUGCGUCCAAAGAUGUUUGCAUCUUCUGGGAAUCUCUACGUAUCCUCCAACUCAUAUUCAAUAAUCUGGCAUCAAUUUUUCUGUCUCUGCUGUUAGAUGUUUGCGGGAUUUGUAGUUAUACCACUAGAAGUCGAGACCAGUCAUGGCUUUUUUUAACUCGGCCCCCAUUUCUUCGUUUCUUUUAGGCGGUUUUCUCUAACGUGA